Molecule: messenger RNA, 4303 nt
Organism: Bacillus rossius redtenbacheri
Lineage: Eukaryota; Metazoa; Arthropoda; Insecta; Phasmatodea; Bacillidae
Product: mucin-2-like
Exons: 10
Coding region: 234-2693 (819 amino acids)
Cellular component (GO): membrane
Source: RefSeq, a predicted model, not a curated record
GAUAAACUCAGUAGGGACUUAGUUUCCAGGCGCAUCACUUGGAAUGGUGUUUUCGGGUCCAAGAGGAAUAUUUGCCUUUGUUUUCCCUCCAUUCUGUCCGCCGAUAGCUUAGCUGCGAGUGAAAUUAUUUUAGCUUUCACCAAAUACUGUGGCAGUUUUCUGGCGUGCGUGGCCAAAGAUAACCAUACUUAAACUAUUUCGGCAGUUUUGUGCGUGAUUCAGCAAGGCGGGUCAUGAAGAACAGUGAUGGUUUCACAGCAUGUGUGGCAGCACCCUUAUUUCUUCUCUGUAUGCUAAUUCCCGUCCAACUCGGCCCAGGCAUCCAGGCGGUCAGAGCUGUGCGGAUCAGAGUCCAUGGCUUCCAGAGCUGCCCCCUGCCACACCUGGACAACGGCCGCGUGACUAUCCGCUCCAGGAACCGCGCCGCCGUGUUCAGGUGCGGCCGCAAGUACCAGAUGUACGGACAGAAGUACUCCACGUGCGUCAGAGGCCACUGGACGUCCCCUGCUCCGGUAUGCGUCCGACCUGGCUGCACAAUACCUUCGCUGCGGAACGGAGACGUCCUGUCGGACGACCAGUACCAGUCGGCCGUGCUGAACUUCAGCUGCGACCCCGGCUACAAGCUGGGCGGGUCGGCGGUCGUGUACUGCGACGGCCGCAGCUGGAACUCCUCGGCGCCGGCCUGCGAAGCCGACUACGAGGCGGCGCAGGCGCGCUGCGACUUCGAGGCGGCGGACGUGUGCGGGUGGGCGCAGGAGCAGCUGCCCGCGGACGGAGUGCGGUGGUUCCGGCAGAACGGCCCCACGCCGUCGCGCCACGUGGGGACGGGACCGGCCCACGACCACACGCUCGGGCCGGGCCGCCUCGGAUAUUACUUGUACAUGGAGACGUCUAUUCCACGUGGCUUGAGCAGCAAAACAAGGAUAUACUCUCCGGUUUACAGCCCGAAACUGUCAGAGGAUGCCUGCUUCACCUUCUGGUAUCACAUGUACGGACUAUCUACUGGUUCCUUGAACGUGUACAUCAAACCAGAGGGAAAGAAGAUACAAAACUUAAAGCCUGUGUUCCAAAAGAAAGGUGAACAGGGAGAUGUCUGGCUUGAAGGAUUCUUCAAAAUAAGCAAAUUAGAAGUUCCUUUCCAGAUUGUUAUAGAAGGUGUACGAGGAGAGAGUUUUUUGAGUGACAUCGCAAUAGAUGAUGUGGAAAUUGAAAAUGGACCCUCGUGCAACCGUUUCUCAAGUCUGACUACUACAGAAGCAACAACACACCUGCAAAGUAACUACAGCGAGAAUGGCAUCAAGAAUCCCCAGAGUUGCAGAGGACGGUGCGGGGAGCCACUGUACUUGUUGAGGAGCACCACUGCCUUCGCUGCCUCCACGGAACUCACCACGAGCAAAGUACCAGAACUCAUCACGUGCGACUGUCACGCGAGUUGUGCGGACAGCAACACCUGCUGCUCGGACUUCCACAUCUACUGCAUACGAGCCCUAAACUACUCCAUUCCUCCUCUGCCUCUUACCACUACGACUAAAUUAAAAAAUGAUUCAGGAUUCACACCUUCAUUUUUUAUAACCCCUGCACAGUUUUCUCCUACAAAAAUAUCGGAUAUUGAGGGGCCAUACACAAACACACCACUGCCAAGAUACUUUACAUCAAGAACACCGGAAAACAGUCACAGCAGUGCAUCAUCGAGUAAACAAACAUGGAUGCCAUCUCAUUUAACGACCGAAGGACCUUCUGUGCACCCUGCAUCUAUGUAUGAACCACCGGUGACCACAGAUCAAUCAUCUGGAACAAUAGGUAGGAUUUUCUUCAGCUCUGAGCCCGCACAGGUUUUCUCUCCCAUCGACACUCAAACAACGCACCACGCCACGACUCGGCCGACUGCCCCAACUCGUCGCUAUACAGUCACUGGAGCUACAACCCACCCAACUAGGGUCACCACUCGCCCCACCACUCGAGCUACAACUCGCCCCACCACACGAGCUGCAACUCGCCCCACCACCCGAGCUACAACUCGCCCCACCACCCGAGCUUCAACUCGCCCCACCACCCGAGCUACCACUCGCCCCACCACACGAACUGCAACUCGCCCCACUACCCGAGCUUCAACUCGCCCCACCACCCGAGCUACCACUCGCCCCACCACACGAACUGCAACUCGCCCCACCACCCGAGCUGCAACUCGCCCCACCACUCGAGCUGCAACUCGCCCCACCACUCGCCCCACCACCCGCUUCACGAAACGCACCAACGCCCGCACACCUGUUCUCUUCACCAAGCCAACCCCUCACAAGUGGCCAGCUGUGAGAUCACGUGCUACAACAGCGCUGCCAACUGUGCACCGGACAACGCAUGCAGCUUUUGAACGCGCAACUGCUUCAAGUACCCGAGCUACUUCCAUGCCGGUGACUCCAGGAUCGACAACAAUGACAGGCUUGCUGGUGCCGCGCAUCUCGGCCGAGCAACGGAAAGAGAAGUCGGCGCUGCCGCUGGCGCUGGGCGGGACGGUGGCCGCCAUCUUGUCGUGCGUGUGCGCGGCCGCGCUCGCCUUCGCGGUGCUGAGGCGCAGGCGCCGCAACAGACGCCGCGACGACCUGUCGGACGACUCGGACGUGCGCUUCCUCACGGCGGACGAGAUCCUCGACUUCACCCUGGCCACGCCCAAGGAGUACCGCGACGACGACGUCUGAGCGCCCCGCCCACAUGCCCGCCCUCGAGAGCCUUUCAGCCGUGGACCUGUUCUUGUAUCGUGCACAGGACUGCCCGAACACACUGUUCCUAACAUAAGAACGCGCGUUUGCCUUCAAAUGGUAGGCCAGCGAACAUGCGCCGUUGUUUAAAUUAACAAUUUUAGGGACAAUUUUUACGUAUAACAAUUUAACACUUAAUUAAAGCAAUAGGUACACAAAGUUAUGAGAAACUCGCCAACUGUGCCAGCCAUUACACCUUUUUUUAUACAAUUCUAUUGGCAAAUAAACCGUUCAGCAUAAGACACAAAAAAAAAUCUUAUAUCGUCCCGAAUGCAGUUGACACGUACCUAGUUGAGAUUACAAACUCUUGUAUCACUUUGUACAUCUGAGUUUGGAUUCAGUAGGUGUUUGAUAUCCAGCGAAUAGUCCACUUAAUUGUUUACUGCAAAAAAACGAGGAAAAAAAAUAAUUUUAUAAAUUUUAAUUAAGCUUAUAUUUGCUAGGUAAAACUGAUUAUGAAUUUUCUGUAACAAAAAUCGGUCUUCAUGAUAUCAGCAGUCCAAUCACUACGUUAGUUGUUUCCUUACGUUAGUGGUCCAUGCACCACCCCCACAGCAUGAAUCCUCCUCAGUUUCGAUGUUCUGAAACCCUGAUGACGGCAUGGGCGAUCACACUAGAUGGCAUGGGCCCUGUCCACCAAGGUCGGGGUGAACCCAUUGUCCCGCUUCUAUUCGGACCCGCGCUGGCCCAUUUCGUUUUUAAUUCCGUUGUUAGAUAUACGGACGUUACUGGUGAAAAGGAAAAUUUAAAGUGCUGGUCAAUACAAUAUCCAGGUCAUGAUGUCGUAUAAGAAAACAUUUCUUAGAUGUUAUUGCCUUACAUCAUAAUAACCCGAUUUUACCGUAAUUUAAUCGUUAGAAUAUUUUAAGCCAAACCGAGAAUAAUUUUUUUUCUCAGGAAAGAAUACAAAAACAUUUAUCGAGAUAAAUAAGCAAAAGCAAUAAUGAAAUUUAAGUUCCAGAUUGGCUUUAAAAAUUUGUUUUGAAGAGUUUAUUUUUCAAAUUUUCAAAUGUUAUGCCAGUGCUCCGCGAGGUGAUGUCCAUCGGAAGUUAUGGGUUGAAUGAGUUGAGGAGGAUGAAUUUUUUUAUAAGUUAGCAUGAAAAAACAGCACUGUUGACUGAAUUUUUGUGACUCAAAGAGGUACGAAUACUUUGAAGCGAAGUUUAUAACUAAUCUUUUGAAAUUCUGUUCUAAAAUUUGCAAAUAUCACAGUUAUUAAUAAAAAACAAAUAAACCGUUGUGUAUCGUUGCUUUAUUUCAUUACUAAAGCUUUUAUAAAACAAAAACGUUGCCCAUUCCUGAACUUGGAUUGGGAAAGUGUUAAACGUUACUGCAUAAAGUGGUGAGUUUUAAAUACAAAACCAAACCCAGUUGUGCGGAAAAUGUAAAACACUAUUUAUGUAUCGUUUGUAUGUUAAUGGAUGAGCGUGUGUUUUUCGACAUUCUUAAUAUUUAUGUGGUUUUCUGCAAUUCAUAUAGUUUGAUACUAAACUUGUGUAGAUAGUUACUUUGUAUAUACCUCACAACAGAUUAAAUUGGUCUAAAAGUUU